AUGGACGUUGCAAUGUCAGCCCUUGAGCUGGCAAAGCACAUCCAUGGUCUCAUUGAGAAACACUCGAAAAACAGGAAAACACUCAGGGAGGUAUCCCGCCGACUUGUUGAUGAUAUACAGCAGCUCGAAGAUGUUCGAAAGAACUGCGACAUUGGCAACACAAUGCCGGAGUUGGACCAAGAAAUUGCCGCUUAUCAAAGCGAUCUCCGGAAUCUAUUGCACAAAUGCAAGAAGAUAUUUCAAGAAAAGCCAGGUUUUCGCGGAAAAGUCAGCUAUUUCAUCGAUACAAGGAUCAAUGUCGAGGAUAUAGAGGAGAAACUCAUUGAGAUCCAGAAGAAGGCAGAGUUGGCGCAGAGGAAGUUUGAGAGGAUAAAUCAAAUCAAAUCCCGAAAAGAAAUCAGAGAUCUCCAGCUACAGUUUCAGAGCACUGCAGCUAAGCUCGAGGAAUCGUUGAGAAGCCAAAGCGAUGAUCGAGGUCGGAAGUUCGAGCUAGCUCAAGAGGAAGUUCAGAUACAAAUGCAGAACGAGGGAGCUGAGGGCAGCGGCGAUGACUUGCAAGAAGAGCCCGAGGAUUCUGGGAAAGGCUUCAAUCGGCUCGAUGGUGAAGUUAGACAUCGCGAUGGAACAAAGAAUUGGGAACAUGACGAACCUUCGGAGAAUGAGGUUAGCGAAGAGGAAGGUCUGGGAGACAUUGGGCAUCUAACGCCAGAUGUCUCUAGGCUCUCUCUAAACGAAGAACCGCACGGUGAUACUUCGGUAAGCGACACUUCUGAGGAUGAAAGCGAGAAAAAAAUCGAUUCGGACAAGACGCGGAGUUCUCCUACAGGUGCUUUCAAAAAGCCUUUCCAGGACAAACCACAGAACGAGAAAACUCCCCAGGAGAAUGAUUCUGACGAUGAGGACGGCUCUGAAGGCCAGUAUCAACUCACAUCCGAGGUCGCCACGAUUUCUCCCAGCGGUGUCUCUCAAAAGCGGGAGGAUGAACGUCACGCGAAAGCGAGAAAGAACACAGAAGAACCACCCGUGACGAAGGAUGAAGCAGUGCAGCAGACUCUGAAAUUACUCCGCGAUAUCCGUGACCCAGACUCACGCACACCCGUCAAGAAAUGGAUAUCAAAGGCCAACAAUUUAUCAGCCACCCUCGAGCGAAAAUUCAAGAUGCUUCCCGAAGCACGCCAGCUUUCCGAACUGUGCGCGUCGCUCACUCAACAAAUGCUGGACGAAGUUCCCGCUUCCGCUAGUUCGCCAUUAGCAUCGAAUUUACGCACCUUUGCGAGGAGGAUAUGGAAUUUUGGACGACCAUACGAGGCUGUGGAGCGAUCCGAGAAGGCUGUUGCAGCUUACAGACAACUAGCGGAUAAAGACCCGAGGAUGUAUAAAUCGCAACUUGCUUCGGCGCUGAAGACUAUGUCCAUGGAGUUAUCGAAAAUUCGUCGUUACAAAGAUGCUAUUGAACCGAUUGAGGAGGCUAUCGACAUUAUGCGAGACCUAGUGCAAAGCAAUCGCAAGAAAUACGUGUUCGAUCUGGCGAUGGUUCUCUCGAGAUAUUCUAUUCUUUUAUCAAAGCUCUAUCGAUUUCACGCUGCAUUAGGCGUUUGUCGGGAAGUUGUUAACAUUCAAGAAGAACUUGUGAAACAGGACCCGGGGAAGCACAAUCCUUACCUUGCAGACGAGCUUGGACGCCUGGCAACAGCCUUGGCGAAAAAUCGCAAGUAUCGAGAGGCACUUGACGUUCAGAUUCGUCACGUGAAUCUAAGGCGGGAGAUAUCCGAGAAGGAUUUGGAGAAGCAUGCUACGGGAAUAAUUAAGGACUUGUUUUGGUACUCCGACAGUCUGGCCGAUCAAAAAUAUCGUGAGAAGGCUCUAGAGGCUGCUGAACAGGCCGUUGAUCUCAGCGAAUGGCUUGUACAAGAUGAUGGCACUGGUACUGUCAGACAAAUUGACGAUGACGAUAAUCAGAGCGACGACGAGGAGGAGGAGGAGGAGGAGGAGGAGGAGGAGGAAGAGGAGGAAGAGGGGGAAGAGGAUUCCGACGAGGAGGGAAGCGAAGAAAGUAAUGAUGAUGACGAACCGAAUCCCCAUACUGCUCUCCUGGCAACUGCUUCAACUGUUCUACACGACAGACUAUCCGAACUCCAUCGCGAUGAAGAAGCAGUAAAAGCAAUAUUACGAGCCACGGACCUUUGGUACAAGCUCGAACAGCAUGAACCGGACAAGUACAAGCUGAAAUUCGCGAAGUCUCUCAAUAAACUGUCUGACAGUCGAUCGGUUGCUGGUCUGCACGAGGAAGCACUCAAAGCGGCUAACUGUGCGGUUGAGGAAUGGCAAGAUCUCGCUGAUUCGAAUAAUAAGUAUCUACCUAAUCUAGGACGAGCGUAUGAGAUGCUCUCAUUACGGUUAUCCAAGCUUGGGCGAGACAGGGAUGCUCUCGAAGCCGUCAAUAGUUCUCUCAAAAUUCACAGAAAGCUUUACGAUCGUGAUGGCCGAGCUCGCAAGCCUGAUCUGGCACAUACAUUGCUCACUCGGUCUUCGGUGCUCGUGAAGGUUGGACGCCGGAUGGAUGCUCUAGGACCCGCAAAGGAGGCUGUGGGCAUGUACAGACAGUUAGCGAGAGACAAUCCGAAGAAGUAUCAGCGCAAGCUCGCCUCGUCUUUGCACGAGUAUGCUGGGCGGUUGUCGUCAGCAGGUCGAAAAGAACAGGCACUCAAGGCUGUCAACGAGGCUAUAGAUGUUUAUAAACAGCUUGCGAAGGAUGAUCCAGACUCAUAUAAAAAACAACUUGCGAAGUCCACGGACCUCCGUGUCAAGCUUAGAACGAACUUGAUCGAAUCAGACUCUGAUUAAGGCGCAGAACUGGAACUGUCGCCAGACACAGUUUACGGCGCAAUCAGGUCCCGCGCUAUGCCAGAGAAUCUUUGGGAUACAUCAUUCGAUGACGCGGAAGCAGGCUGGCGGUGGAAGAUGAAUUAUUCGUCUUGUAUCAAUUGCUUUAUAUUUUAUUUCAUUCUUCUCUUGAUAUUCAGAUAAAUUUAUACUGUUGCUCUCCGCAUUACAUUUGAAAGUGUUCGUUUUUUCCCAAUCUUGCGAGUAGUUAUCAUUUG
Molecule: messenger RNA, 3101 nt
Organism: Fomitiporia mediterranea MF3/22
Lineage: Eukaryota; Fungi; Basidiomycota; Agaricomycetes; Hymenochaetales; Hymenochaetaceae
Product: TPR-like protein
Exons: 7
Coding region: 1-2844 (947 amino acids)
Molecular function (GO): protein binding
Source: RefSeq, a predicted model, not a curated record